AAUCGUCCAUUGGAGGACAUCGUGAAUUUCGCCACGGCACUCCAUUGUUCGAAGAACUACGGAGUAUACUAGAUAGUAUUACCUUUUUGCCCAAAGAACCUUCGAGGUUGCUCGCACAGAAACGCCAACAAGUUAUUGUCUCAUUUUUUUUCUUUCCUUUUCAAAGUCGCACGCGAAUGUUCCAUCUGAAGCUCGGCAAAGCGCAGCACCAACGGCCACGGCCAGACCAACAACAACACCCACACUCGCUCCCGAAGAGGCGCAUUAGUUGAUCCCCAUUGCUGCUACCAGGAAACGCUAGCUACGUCCUUCUUUUUUGGGAGUGUUCUCGUGAUCACGCCCCAGUUUCAAUCGCUACCCUGGUCGAUUCUGUUGCGACCCGCCAUAGCACGACCACAGACCGAUAGCUCUUUCAAGCUUCCCUCGAGUACAUACGUCUGCUUACUGAUUGCUUCCUCUUAUCCGGCCGAGCUUUGUUCACGAUGCCCCUCAAUCCGCAUACCGAAAUGGCGGGUCCAACACCCCCGCCUUCGGGCGUGCAGAAGAAGCGCGGGUCAACCGAUGACACGCCGAACGUAUACGACGACGCGCGAACCUACUAUACCGCCGAGGAGCGUCACAGGAACAACCGCGCCGGCCCACGGACGCGCACGUAUUCUCAGAAUAGUUUGCUGAGGCAGAUGGAGCGUUUGGUGGUGCCCGAACCAUACAGACGCGGGAGUCAUGACGAGUCGACGAUUCCGCAUUCCCGUCGUUUCCUGAUCCAAGUCGAGCCGACCCUCCAGAGCUUGCAGCAGCAGGAAGAUACCGACCAAAACAUGCAGAUUACGAUUGAAGACUCCGGGCCCAAAGUUCUUACUCUCCGCACGGCAGCAUCCAAUGGCUAUAACCGCUUCGACAUUCGCGGCACCUACAUGCUGUCCAACCUGUUGCAAGAGCUGUCCCUCGCCAAAGAGUAUGGUCGUAAGCAGAUCAUCCUCGACGAGGCGAGGCUCAACGAGAACCCCGUCAACCGGCUGUCGCGCUUGAUCCGGGACCAUUUCUGGGAGGGCUUGACAAGGCGCAUCGACGCCUCGAGCAUCGAGGUCGCCGCCCGGGACCCCAAGGACUGGACUGACGAUCCUCGCCCGCGCAUCUACGUGCCCCGAGGCGCCCCCGAGCAGUACGAGUACUACACCAAGCUGGCAGAGGAGAGACCGGAGAUACGGCUGGACGUGCAGCUUCUCCCGGAGAAGAUCACGCCCGAGUAUGUCCGGGAUAUCAACUCCAAGCCCGGGCUGCUAGCCGUGGAUAUGGAGGAAGUGACGGACCCGAAGACGGGGGCCAAGACGCUCAGAGGCCGGCCGUUUGUCGUUCCCGGCGGACGGUUCAACGAGCUGUACGGCUGGGACAGCUACAUGGAGUCGCUCGGGUUGCUGAUCCACGACAAGGUCGACCUGGCCAAGUCGAUGGUCCUCAACUUCUGCUUCUGCAUCAAGCAUUACGGCAAGAUCCUCAACGCCACGCGGUCGUACUACCUCUGCCGGUCGCAGCCUCCCUUCCUGACGGAUAUGGCCCUCCGCGUAUACGACAAGAUCAAGCACGAGCCGGGCGCGAUUGACUUCUUGCGGACCGCCAUCCUCGCGGCCAUCAAGGAAUAUCACAGCGUCUGGGUGGCCGAGCCCCGGCUCGACCCCGUCACCGGUCUCUCCCGAUACCGGCCCGAAGGACUCGGCGUUCCGCCCGAGACGGAAGCCGGCCACUUUGUCCACAUCCUGGAUCCCUACGUCAAGAAGCAUGGCAUGACGUUCAACGAGUUUGUCGAGGCUUACAACUCGGGCAAGCUCAAGGAGCCCGAGCUGGACACCUACUUCAUGCACGACCGCGCGGUGCGCGAGUCGGGCCACGACACCACGUACCGAUUCGAGGGCGUGUGCGCCGACCUGGCCACCAUCGACCUCAACUCGCUGCUCUUCAAGUACGAGACGGACAUUGCGCGCACCAUCCGCAACGUGUUUGGCGACAAGCUCGUCGUGCCCGCCGAGUACUGCGUCGGCAACAUGGAGCCCGACCACGUGGAGACGUCGGCCAUCUGGGACCGCCGCGCCAAGCGCCGGAAGCUGGCCAUUGACAAGUACCUCUGGAACGAGGCCGAGGGCAUGUACUUUGACUACGACACGGCCAAGCGCACCCAGUGUACCUACGAGAGCGCCACCACCUUCUGGGCCCUCUGGGCCGGCGUCAGCAGCCCCAAGCAGGCCGCCGCCAUGGUUACCAAGGCGCUGCCGCGCUUCGAGGCCUUUGGCGGCCUGCUCUCGGGCACCAAGGAGAGCCGCGGCGAGGUCGGCCUCGAGCGUCCCAAUCGCCAGUGGGAUUAUCCCUAUGGCUGGGCACCGCAGCAGAUGCUGGCCUGGACGGGGCUGUACCGGUACAGCUUCACUGAUGAGGCCGAGCGGCUGGCGUACAAGUGGUUGUUCAUGAUCACCAAGGCCUUUGUCGACUUCAACGGCGUCGUGGUCGAGAAAUAUGACGUUACGCGGCCGAUCGACCCGCACCGCGUGGAUGCCGAGUACGGUAACCAGGGGCUAGACUUUAAAGGUGUUGCCAAGGAGGGAUUCGGCUGGGUCAACGCCAGCUACAUAUACGGCUUGCAAAUUGUCAACGCCCACAUGCGCCGCGCGCUGGGCACGCUGACCCCUUACGAGACCUUUGUCAAGGCGGUGGAGGAGAAUCGGGCCAAGGCUCUUGCGGAGCUGGUUUGAUCCCGCCAGGCGAAGCCCCCCCGUGAGGGCGAAGGGUUUCGUUCUUCAUCGUACACCGCUAGGCGCCGGCCGGCGUUUCGGGACGUGGAUGUUCUCGUCUUUCUGAUUAAAAUUUUUUCUUGGGAAAGAUGAAAGAUUUAUUUUUUUGGUCUAGGUACCCUAGACCUAGCUUAGCUCGAUGCAUAUUUCUGGGACGACUGCAAGGUUGGGGAUGUGCUUCAAGGAAACGGCGAAGAGGGAUGGGCAGGAUGCUUCUCCUACUACUACUUACUACUCUAGAUAAAGGGGGUCAAGGCGGGUUUGGGGCUGAAGACGGGGGAGAGCGAGAAAGGUUUGAGGUAGCUAGGCAGGCCACGGGCCUCCCCUUCCUUACCUUAGGGAUCUCGGUAGUGUUACAUAGACAUUGAUAAGGAAUGUCCGACUCGGCUCGGCGUUCCAGUAAUUAUGUAUUUAGUUUAUCUUGCAAAGGGUGUUUCCCGG
Thermothelomyces thermophilus ATCC 42464 is the source of this 3221-nucleotide messenger RNA. RefSeq names its product glycoside hydrolase family 37 protein. Bases 507 to 2741 code for a protein of 744 amino acids. The record is from RefSeq and is a predicted model, not a curated record. The transcript is spliced from 8 exons. Gene Ontology annotation, biological process: trehalose catabolic process. Gene Ontology annotation, molecular function: calcium ion binding; alpha,alpha-trehalase activity. Gene Ontology annotation, cellular component: cytoplasm. NCBI's taxonomy places the organism in Eukaryota, Fungi, Ascomycota, Sordariomycetes, Sordariales, Chaetomiaceae.